This is a messenger RNA of Phyllopteryx taeniolatus (common seadragon), 9415 nucleotides long. RefSeq names its product calcium channel, voltage-dependent, L type, alpha 1D subunit, a (gene cacna1da). The transcript has 49 exons. Gene Ontology annotation, cellular component: voltage-gated calcium channel complex; membrane. The record is from RefSeq and is a predicted model, not a curated record. Gene Ontology annotation, biological process: calcium ion import across plasma membrane. The coding region runs from base 350 to 6811 and encodes 2153 amino acids. Gene Ontology annotation, molecular function: high voltage-gated calcium channel activity. Lineage: Eukaryota; Metazoa; Chordata; Actinopteri; Syngnathiformes; Syngnathidae.
GAGCACCAUGGGAGAGCUCCAUUAGUUGUCAAUCUCUCCGUAUCUCUCCCUGCUUAUUACCAGUGGACUCGAUGAAUUUCAAAGCUUCGUUUGAGAGGUGACAGUCAGCCCUCCAAAGCGUUGGAGCAGCGAUACCGAGCGGCUGAAGUCUCCUGUUUAACCCCCCCACCCCCCCACCCGCUCCCUCCUCCCAAAAAAAAAAGAGGCAAACUAUGACAGCAGCACCAGAGUCGCUCCCCCUGGUGACUUGCCAGCUCAUUGGUCAGACCAUACUGCCCCCGACUUGCGUCCCCGUCCACACUGGCAGAUCCAUGCUGCUGGAUGCCCCUCACAGAGCCACACCUGCACCAUGAGCGCCAACGGGCCCACCCCAGACCCAGCCCCGACAGCCCCAGAAGCCCCGCCAACCUCGACGCCCACCCCAGCCUCUGCUCCGGCACCUGCUCCGACCCCGAGCCCCGCUUCGGCUCCGGCGCCCGCGGCACCGGCCGCUCCGCCUGCCCCGCCCGCCCCGCCUGCCCCGUCAACCUCGACCAUCCCGGUGGGUGCGUUGGCACAGAAGAAGCGGCAGCAGUAUGCCAAAAGCAAGAAACAGGGCAGCAACGCCAACAGCAGGCCUCCGAGGGCUCUGUUCUGCCUCAACCUGAACAAUCCCAUACGCAGGGCCUGCAUCAGCCUGGUGGAGUGGAAGCCAUUUGAUAUCUUUAUAUUAAUUGCUAUAUUUGCCAACUGUAUGGCCUUAGCUGUCUAUGUCCCUUUUCCUGCAGAUGAUUCCAACUCCACAAACCACGACCUGGAGACAGUUGAGUAUGCCUUCCUCAUCAUUUUCACAAUUGAGACGUUUCUGAAGAUUAUCGCUUACGGUUUGGUGAUGCAUCAAAAUGCCUACGUGAGAAACGGUUGGAACAUGCUGGAUUUUGUCAUUGUCGUCAUUGGACUCUUCAGUGUUGUCUUGGAGAUUCUGACCAAAGAUGAGAAAGUAGACAAUGAGGGAGAGGAAAACCACCCGUCCAUGCACGGGCACGGCGGUAAACCUGGUGGAUUUGACGUGAAAGCCCUUCGAGCCUUCCGUGUGCUGCGUCCCCUGCGGCUGGUCUCAGGAGUACCCAGUUUACAAGUGGUGUUGAACUCCAUCAUUAAAGCCAUGGUCCCUCUCCUUCAUAUUGCCCUCCUGGUCUUGUUUGUCAUCAUCAUCUAUGCUAUUAUUGGCCUGGAGCUUUUCAUCGGUAAAAUGCACGCAACCUGCUACCUUCCUGGCGCAGACAUCAUAGCAGAGGAGGACGCUGCUCCAUGUGCGAUCUCAGGGCACGGGCGGCAAUGCCCCAUCAAUGGCACAGAGUGCAGGGAAGGCUGGCAAGGCCCCAACGGUGGCAUCACCAAUUUCGACAACUUCCUGUUCGCCAUGCUGACGGUGUUUCAGUGCAUCACCAUGGAGGGCUGGACAGACGUGCUCUACUGGAUGAACGAUGCUAUGGGCUUUGAGCUUCCAUGGGUAUACUUUGUCAGUCUUGUGAUCUUCGGCUCCUUUUUCGUUCUUAACCUGGUUUUGGGUGUGUUGAGCGGAGAGUUCUCCAAAGAGAGAGAAAAGGCCAAAGCUCGCGGUGACUUCCAGAAGCUGCGUGAGAAGCAGCAGCUGGAGGAGGACCUGAAGGGUUACCUGGACUGGAUCACUCAGGCUGAAGAUAUCGACCCUGACAAUGAAGAUGAGGCAGACGAGGAGUGUAAACGCAACCGGGUGACUCUGGCUGACCUUACUGAGAAGAAGAAAGGAAGGUUUGGGUGGUUCAGCCAGUCGUCCGACACUCAUGCGAGCGUUCCGCCCAGCGAAACGGAAUCUGUGAACACAGAGAACCAAAACGGAGAGGACGAAAAGACGCCAUGCUGCGGACCUCUGUGUCAAAAAAUUUCAAAGUCAAAGUUCAGUCGGCGCUGGCGCCGCUGGAACAGGUUCUGCCGCAGAAAGUGCAGGUUGGCUGUUAAAUCGGUGCCUUUCUAUUGGCUGGUCAUCAUCCUGGUUUUCCUCAACACCCUCACCAUAUCAUCAGAGCACUACAACCAACCUUUGUGGCUGACACAAGUGCAGGAUGUGGCCAACAAGGUGCUGUUAGCCCUGUUCACUUGUGAGAUGUUGGUGAAGAUGUACAGUCUCGGCCUGCAGGCCUACUUUGUGUCACUCUUCAACCGCUUUGACUGCUUUGUGGUGUGUGGAGGAAUCACCGAAACCAUCCUGGUGGAGCUGGAGAUAAUGUCGCCCCUCGGGAUCUCCGUGUUCCGAUGCGUGCGCCUGCUGAGGAUUUUCAAGGUCACGCGUCACUGGCAGUCACUCAGCAACUUGGUGGCGUCCCUCCUCAACUCCAUGAAGUCCAUCGCUUCCCUGCUGCUGCUGCUCUUCCUCUUCAUCAUCAUCUUCUCCCUGCUGGGCAUGCAGGUUUUUGGCGGCAAGUUCAAUUUUGACGAGACGCAAACCAAGAGGAGCACCUUUGACAACUUUCCACAAGCGCUACUCACGGUCUUUCAGAUCUUGACAGGAGAAGACUGGAACGCUGUCAUGUACGAUGGCAUCAUGGCGUACGGAGGCCCUUCUUCUUCAGGGAUGAUUUUAUGCUUCUACUUCAUCAUCCUCUUCAUCUGCGGAAACUACAUCCUCCUAAAUGUCUUCUUGGCCAUUGCUGUGGACAACUUGGCAGAUGCAGAGUCUCUCAACACAGAUGAAGGAGAUAAGAAAGGGGCUAAAAAGGAUGAGAAAGACGAGAAGGAUGAAGAAGAAGACAAUGACGACGCCGCGGCAGAGGAGGACGACCCAGAAGUCCCAGCAGGACCUCGGCCGGCCAUCUCCGACUUGGUCAAGAAGGAGAAGAUCACUCCGAUCCCAGAGGGAAGUGCCUUUUUUAUCUUCAGCAACACCAAUCCGGUUCGCGUGUUUUGCCACAAGCUCAUCAAUCACCACAUCUUCACCAACCUCAUCCUGGUGUUCAUCAUGCUCAGCUCCGUCUCGCUCGCCGCAGAGGAUCCCAUCCGAAACUUCUCCGCUCGCAAUAUUAUACUUGGUUACUUUGACUAUGCUUUCACGGCUAUCUUUACUGUUGAGAUCAUUUUGAAGGUCCUAGGCUAUGCAGAUUAUGUCUUCACUAGUAUGUUUACAUUUGAGAUCAUAUUGAAGAUGACGACAUACGGAGCUUUUCUCCAUAAAGGAGCUUUCUGCAGGAAUUACUUCAACCUUCUCGACUUGUUAGUGGUCGGAGUGUCUUUAGUCUCCUUUGGCAUACAGUCGUCUGCCAUCUCAGUGGUGAAGAUUCUCAGGGUCCUUCGUGUCCUGAGACCCUUGAGAGCCAUCAAUCGAGCCAAAGGCCUGAAGCACGUGGUGCAGUGUGUGUUUGUGGCCAUCAGAACCAUCGGCAACAUCAUGAUUGUCACCACUCUUCUGCAGUUCAUGUUCGCCUGCAUUGGGGUGCAGCUCUUCAAGGGAAAGUUGUAUCGCUGCACAGAUGAAGCCAAAUCUAGCCCAGAGGAGUGCAAAGGCACCUACAUCCUGUAUAAGGACGGCGAUGUGAAUCAGCCCACCAUCCACAAACGAAUGUGGCACAACAGCGACUUCAACUUCGACAACGUGCUAAUGGCCAUGAUGGCUCUAUUCACUGUCUCCACCUUUGAAGGCUGGCCUGCGUUACUAUACAAGGCAAUCGACUCCAACAGGGAGAACCUCGGGCCCAUUUACAACUACCGUGUGGAGAUUUCCAUCUUCUUUAUCAUCUACAUCAUCAUCAUCGCCUUCUUCAUGAUGAACAUCUUUGUAGGUUUUGUGAUUGUCACGUUUCAGGAGCAAGGAGAGAAGGAGUACAAAAACUGUGAACUCGACAAGAACCAGCGUCAGUGUGUGGAAUACGCCUUGAAGGCCCGUCCUCUAAGGAGGUACAUCCCCAAGAACCCAUACCAGUACAAGUUCUGGUAUGUGGUCAACUCCACGGGCUUUGAGUACAUCAUGUUUGUGCUCAUCAUGCUAAACACACUCUGCUUGGCUGUACAGCACUACGGCCAGUCGGCGCUCUUUAACUACGUCAUGGAUAUCCUCAACAUGGUCUUCACGACUGUUUUCACUGUGGAAAUGGUUCUCAAGCUCAUUGCUUUUAAACCCAGGCACUAUUUCGCUGAUGCUUGGAACACAUUUGAUGCCUUAAUUGUCGUCGGUAGCGUCGUUGAUAUUGCUAUCACUGAAGUGAAUCCAACAGAGACUCCUCAGGUGGAUGAACUGGGGAACACGGAGGACAGCGCCCGCAUCUCCAUCACCUUCUUCCGUCUCUUCCGGGUCAUGCGGCUCGUCAAGCUGCUCAGCAGAGGGGAGGGCAUCCGAACUCUUCUUUGGACCUUCAUCAAAUCUUUCCAGGCCCUUCCAUACGUCGCUCUUCUGAUAGCUAUGCUGUUCUUCAUCUAUGCUGUCAUUGGGAUGCAGGUUUUUGGGAAAAUUGCGAUGGAGGAUGGCACGCACAUCAACAGAAACAACAACUUCCAGACCUUCCCUCAGGCCGUGCUUCUCCUCUUUAGAUGUGCCACUGGAGAGGCGUGGCAAGAGAUCAUGUUGGCCUGCAUGCCAGGGAAGCUUUGUGACCCAGAGUCAGACUACAACCCCGGGGAGGAGAUGACAUGUGGCAGUGGAUUUGCAAUAAUUUACUUCAUCACCUUCUACAUGCUCUGCGCCUUUUUGAUCAUCAAUUUGUUUGUGGCCGUCAUCAUGGACAACUUUGACUAUUUGACACGGGAUUGGUCCAUUCUUGGCCCACACCACCUAGAUGAAUUCAAGAGAAUUUGGUCGGAGUACGACCCAGAGGCCAAGGGAAGAAUUAAACAUCUAGACGUGGUAACACUUCUUCGACGAAUCCAGCCUCCUCUUGGCUUUGGUAAACUGUGUCCUCAUCGAGUGGCUUGCAAGAGGCUGGUGGCCAUGAAUAUGCCUCUGAACAGUGAUGGCACGGUCAUGUUUAACGCUACUCUUUUUGCACUUGUGCGAACAGCCCUCAAGAUAAAAACGGAAGGUAAUCUUGAGCAGGCCAAUGAGGAGCUUCGAGCUGUCAUCAAGAAAAUUUGGAAGAGAACCAGUAUGAAGUUGCUGGAUCAAGUUGUGCCGCCUGCUGGUGAUGAUGAGGUAACCGUGGGGAAGUUCUAUGCCACCUUCCUGAUACAGGACUACUUUAGGAAAUUCAAGAAACGUAAAGAGGAAGGCCUGGUGGGUGCACAUCCCUCCCAGAACAGCACAGCCAUCGCACUGCAGGCUGGCCUACGCACGCUCCAUGAUAUUGGGCCCGAAAUUCGCCGAGCGAUAUCAUGUGACCUGCAAGAUGAUGAACUAGUAGACUUUAUACCAGAGGAAGACGAGGAAAUAUAUAGGCGUAAUGGCGGACUCUUUGGCAACCAUCUGAUGAAUGGAGGUCAUCGCCGAUCCAACGGCCACCAGACCAACGCGACGCAGCGGCCUCUGCAGGUGCAGCCGCCCCCUCACUACGCUCACAUGGAGCAACCGGUGGGACGGCUUUCUCGAGCCAACGCCAUGUCCUACGCCAACCACCGUCACCAUCACCACCAUCACCACCACCACCGCCACCACAACAACUCCUACGGCAAGUCUCCCAAAUCCACCAACAUCAACCUCAACAAUGCCAACAAGUCCAGUCUGCCCAACGGGGGGCACCAUCGCUACUAUGACCACGCCCCUACUAAUGGCUACCCGGGUCACCGCGGCUCCUACUAUGACUAUGAAAAGCCUCGCGCCCCACAAGCUCAAAGAAGGCGCUACUAUGAGACCUAUGUUAGGUCCAACGGCGGAGAUAGACGCCACCCCACCAUCCGCAGAGAGGAAGAGCUGGAUGAAGAUCGUUUGUCUGGGGAGUAUUUCAGCGGAGAGGAGUUUUAUGAAGAUGACAGUAUGCUCUCAGGCGACAGGUACCAGAACAGUGAUACAGAGUAUGAGACUCCCAAAGGUUACCAUCAUCCUGACAGUUACUAUGACGACGAUGAGCAGCCCCUCUACCGCGACUCACGGAGGUCACCAAAAAGACGUUUGCUCCCUGCCACACCUGAAGGUUUGCCUGGUCACAGGAGGCCGUCUUUCAACUUUGAGUGUCUGCGCAGGCAGGGUAGCCAAGAUGAGCUUCCACAUCAGCGUACUGCACUACCACUGCACCUUAUGCAGCACCAGGUCAUGGCCGUAGCAGGCCUGGACUCCAGCAGAGCCCACCGUCUCUCCCCGACACGCUCCACCCGCUCCUGGGCCACCCCUCCUGCCACCCCAGCCAGUAAAGACCAGUCACCCUACUACACCCCUCUCAUCCGUGUAGACCACCCACACAGGGAUAGCACCGCCAGCAGCCACGUAUCGGUGCGCAAGAGCUCCUGGUACUCUGACGACCCCGAGUUCACGCAGAGGACGUACUCGCCCAUUCACCUGCAGGUGCCGCCCGAGUACCACAGCCAGUACCACCAGAAGCGAGGAAGCGCCACCAGCCUCGUUGAAGCGGUUUUGAUAUCAGAGGGACUCGGGAGGUACGCCAAGGAUCCCAAGUUUGUUGCUGCCACCAAGCACGAGAUAGCGGACGCCUGCGAGAUGACGAUAGAUGAGAUGGAGAGCGCGGCCAGCCACCUGCUGAACGGCGGCAUGGCGCCGGUUAUCAACGGGGUUAACGUCUUCCCUCUUCUGACCGCGGGGGGCUUUGAACCGCAGGACCCAGCGGCCAGCUACAGCGACGAGGAGCCCGAGACGGAACUGAGGGUUCCCUAUGAAGAGGACCUGGCCGACGAGAUGAUUUGCAUCACGACUUUAUAGCAGAAAAGGACCCUUGACGGACUACAAUCGGUGAAAACACAAGACAAAUUGUAUUCAUAGGCUCUGACCAAAAGAAGUGCCUUUACACUGAAGAGAAAGGCACAGAGAAGAGAGACGCAAACAAGUCCCGUGCUUUUUCAAAGGAAACUUCUCUCCCUGCCAGCAAAGGACGUCACAGCACGGAGCCCUGCGGAGCACUGAGGGGCCAACUCGACCUUCCUGUCAAAGGGCUUGACCUGUGGGUCCGGACAGAGACCAUCCAGGAUAAGCGGCGAGGACGUGCCAUGCUCUUUAGGGCUGGUGUGUUAGGGUGAUGACAAUCAGAUGUACGAUGUCAUUACCUCAGUCACUUUACUAAGGUUUGGCAUAUCAUGCAAGUUUUCAAUGCAAGCAUAGAAAGACAUAUCUCCCCCCCCCCCCCCACCCAGUCUUCUCCUUUAGUCUGAUUUGAUCCCGUUUUCCCGUGAUACAUAUUACAGUAGUAGUACUGCAGCCGUGUCAUAAAGCAAAGAGUUGCAACAACCAAAAUUAUGCAGGAACGAACGCAUUACUUUUGAAGCGACUAAAAAGCAUUUGUGAGAAAUGCACUAGUAGGCAGGUUAUUUACAAUUGUAGAAUAACCUGAUUAAUAUUUCCUAGUUGAGAACCUGUAAAUUGUAUUAUAUAAUAGGAGACACUUUGCAAAGAGAUGUUCUAUAUUUUGUAAUUAUGUAUGAUUUCAAAGAUCAGCAAUAUGGACCAUUCUGAUGUGCUAUGAAUUCAGACACCCAUUUAUUAGGUUUUAUUAGCUACCAUUUGCUGACUUGGAUUUGCCUUUUACGUUGUAUGCUAAUACAUAGCCUUCAUUUUACUUGUACUUAUUUAUUUAAGUUCAUUUUGCCUUUGGCUGCGGUUUUAAGAGGUUUUGCUUGUGCGACCAACGCUACCUGCACAAAUCGAGCAAACCGUUGUGAUUUUGUUAGCACAAGCGCGGUACUCAUUGAAUGGUAUAAAGUGCAACCCCAUAUUAAAUGGCCGACCCCGUGGCCCCCCUGCUGGCAUACCAUACAGAUGCAAUGAAUGCAUUUUUUUUUGCAUCUUUAUUUGCCAUGAAAUCAAUGCUGCUUUAUUCUUCGUUCUUCAAACCUUAAUACGGUCGCUCCCGAUUAAAAUGCCUUUGUUGCUGCUGAAAGAAUGACGAAAAGAUAGAUGGUAUAGCAAGAUAAUGGCAGUAUAAAUGAUUAUCUAUCAAAGCUGGUGCUGGGGUUUUUUUCAUGAUUGAUAGGUCCUUGAAGACUUUCUACGAAAUCGCGUCUGGAGUGUGUGAGGGCUGCGUCCUCCUGGUGGCAGGAGUGGGUGAAGUGGAUGGGAAGUGUCCCGUUGCAAGGCUAAGGAAUACUAAAAGCCCCCCUCCCCCUUCUUCCUGAACCCCUCUUUCUCUCUCCGCCUGCCUGGCAUUGCGUAUACCUCGUUUGGCAAAGGUGACAACAUAUCAUCGUCUCAAUGUAUCUAUGUGUCACAGUGUCCCGCUGAGGAGUUCAAAACAGGGUUAACCAUGGAUCUGCUUGUUUCUAAUGAUGUGACAAGAGGCUGAAGGACGGCCAAUGAACACAAGCAAACGUUGGGAUUUACAGGAUGCCGUGUUAAGUAAAGAGUUUAGAAGCGUCAAGAAUAUUUAGGAUUCGCGUUAUCCGUUGUACGUUUGGUCCGUCGGCGUGUGCGUCCUUGUAUGCUAAUUUAACCGUCAUGACAAUGUAGAUUUUCCAUUUUGUGUGCACAUUGAAAGGGCUCUUUGAAAAGAUAAAUGUGUUCUAGUCCUUUUGCGGAUGUCAAAAGGAAUGCACAUAACGGGCACAUUGUACUAUUCGUAGCAAUUGAUGAACUGAAGAUAUGCAUUCUUUUGUAAACACUUUUAAGCGUUGAGUUAAUCGAAAGAUGAAAAGAACUUACUUUUACCUCAAGUCAGGGAUUCCUGGAAAAAAAAAAAAAAAAGAGUAAAUAGUAACUUGGUUGAGUCUUAAAUAUUAGCACAUAGCUGUUUGUCUUUGCACAAGUAAGUGUAUUGUGCUUCUGUUUCUCCUUUUUCUAAACUGAUUUGUGUAUUAAGGUGAGACAAUUUUGUACUUUUUUGUGAUUGUGUGUAUGGUUUAGUGGAAUCUAUAUUUGUCAUUCACACCUCAUCGUACAAUGCUGGGAAUGAAAGAGAAUCAAAAUAUUUUAAAGGUGCGCUGUUGCUCUGCUGGGAAAACAAGAAAAUGGAUAAAAUACCAGUUUACAGAGAAACGGGCCGUUUCUGUCACUUUUCUUCAUAUGGUUAUAAAUAGAAUUACUUUUAUUAAUGUUCUGAAAGCUGUAUACAAAUAGAAGAUGAUGUAAAAUAUGUAUAAAAUACUGGAAAGACCCAUGGUAAUGUUCUCUACUUGAAAGUCUUGAUAUUUGCUCUUUAAUGUUUCUUUUUGGUUAACAACAAUCUCUUCGUAGCAAAUGCGAUAAUAUAUAACAUUGGGUUUUGUAACAAUACAUUUUUUGGGUAUUUUUCAUUUGAUUUGGGUCAUGUAUUUAUUAAAAUCAAUUAAGUUAUUUAUUUUCUAAUAAGCAUCAUUGAAUAAACUUAUACUGAAGUAC